Molecule: messenger RNA, 1887 nt
Organism: Rhincodon typus (whale shark)
Lineage: Eukaryota; Metazoa; Chordata; Chondrichthyes; Orectolobiformes; Rhincodontidae
Product: serine/threonine-protein phosphatase 2A 56 kDa regulatory subunit alpha isoform
Exons: 12
Coding region: 40-1248 (402 amino acids)
Biological process (GO): signal transduction; protein dephosphorylation
Cellular component (GO): cytosol; nucleus; protein phosphatase type 2A complex
Molecular function (GO): protein phosphatase activator activity
Source: RefSeq, a predicted model, not a curated record
UACCUGUGCUCAAACCCUCUGCUGUGCUGAUAUCAUCUCAUGUUUCCAUUAUUUCAAUGCUAUCUUGAUUGGCUUCAAUCAGGACAGUGUCCAAUAUUGAAUGUCAGCUGCAUCAUCAAAGACCUUCCCUCCAUCAUAAGGUCAGAUAUGAUUACUUGUAAUAUUUUCAGAACCCUUCCUCCAAGCGACAAUCCAGAUUUUGAUCCAGAAGAGGAUGAGCCAUCUUUAGAGGCAGCAUGGCCUCACAUGCAGAUCGUGUAUGAAUUUUUUCUGCGAUUUCUGGAAUGCCCAGACUUCCAACCUAGUAUUGCAAAAAGAUUCAUUGAUCAGAAAUUUGUACUUCAGCUUUUGGAGUUGUUUGACAGUGAGGAUCCACGAGAACGGGAUUUUUUGAAAACAGUUCUGCAUCGUAUUUAUGGAAAGUUCCUUGGAUUGCGUGCAUUCAUCAGGAAACAGAUCAACAACAUUUUUCUACGGUUCAUAUAUGAAACUGACCACUUUAAUGGAGUUGCAGAACUGUUGGAGAUUCUAGGAAGUAUUAUUAAUGGAUUUGCACUGCCAUUGAAAGCAGAACAUAAGCAAUUUCUUAUGAAGGUGCUCAUUCCCCUUCACACUGCUAAAGGCUUAGCUCUGUUUCAUGCACAGUUAGCUUAUUGUGUGGUACAGUUCUUGGAAAAAGAUGCCACUCUUACAGAACCAGUUAUUAGAGGAUUAUUAAAAUUUUGGCCAAAAACUGUCAGUCAAAAAGAGGUUAUGUACUUGGGUGAAGUAGAAGAAAUUUUGGAUGUGAUAGAACCUUCUCAGUUCAAAAAGAUCCAAGAACCUUUGUUCAAGCAAAUAGCCAAGUGUGUAUCAAAUCCACACUUCCAGGUCGCAGAAAGAGCUUUGUAUUUCUGGAAUAAUGAGUACAUACUUAGCCUAAUAGAAGAUAAUUCUGAGAAAAUUCUACCAAUUAUGUUUGGUAGUUUGUACAGGAUCUCCAAGGAACACUGGAACCCAACCAUUGUAGCACUCGUUUAUAACGUACUAAAAACCUUAAUGGAAAUGAAUGGGUCACUGUUCGAUGAACUUACAGCAUCUUACAAAGCAGAAAGACAGCGCGAAAAGAAGAAAGAACAGGAGCGUGAAGAGCUUUGGAAGAAUCUUGAAGAGUUACAGCUCCAGAGAAGCCAGGCACUUUCUGGCAGCUUGCAGAUCCAUACCAACAAUGUGGAAAAUGCUCAGAGCAGUAAAUCAAGUGCCAAAUAACCAAAAUCAGCGGUUGGUGUACAGUUACAGGCUAUGAGUGAUGGAGCAUUUCAUACAUGUUUUGGAAUAUGUGUGGGGAAAAUGCACACACAAGGAAAACCUUCAGCAGUAUACUUCCAAAAAAGACCUACUUUUUUGAUGAGCUGUAAAUUAUGUCAAAAGGAAAGAAUAUGAACUUUGAACAUUACUGUGUGACCACAUGAUAUUUGUAACUUUGUCUGAUCAUGAAUUUAUUACGUCACUUUUUAGAAUUCAGAGGAUAAAUGAAUUUAUCAUUUGUGACCAGAGUGAAAAUAAUUGAGUGGUGAAAUUAAGACUUGAAAAAUUUUUUUGAUUGUGCUGCACAUUGAAAAUUAGUCAGCUAUUUAAAUAUAGAUUUUUCCUAUUUUAUAUGUGCUUCUCACAAUGCUACAGACCUCAAGUAACUUGAAAGGGAGUGAGUUAUGCAUACACAGCAAGCAUUAGAAAUUCAAGGAUAAAAUAUUGUAUGUUUUUUUUUCUCUUCAACUAGUCUUUCUGAUGCCUGUGCCAGAGAACCAUUCCAUUCUGUAAACCUAUGGCAGUGUGAAGCUCUUUUGUAAUAAAACAACUUAUUUGAGGUUUUGAGCAACAUUCAAUAAAGUCUACAUAAUAUUUGUA